Peromyscus leucopus (white-footed mouse) is the source of this 1200-nucleotide messenger RNA. RefSeq names its product olfactory receptor 10AD1-like. The record is from RefSeq and is a predicted model, not a curated record. Bases 1 to 1200 code for a protein of 399 amino acids. Gene Ontology annotation, molecular function: olfactory receptor activity; G protein-coupled receptor activity. Lineage: Eukaryota; Metazoa; Chordata; Mammalia; Rodentia; Cricetidae. Gene Ontology annotation, cellular component: membrane. Gene Ontology annotation, biological process: G protein-coupled receptor signaling pathway. The transcript is spliced from 2 exons.
AUGACAUUUGUGAUAGAGCCAGUGGUCACGUCAGGCUGUCGCUGCUAUAAACCAGAGGUGCGCAGCUGGAAUUUAUGUAGAGAGCCUCUGGUGACCCUGGCAUUUUCUUACCAGAGAUUGCUAAGUUCCCAAACUGUCACUGUCACCAGGGAAAGCCUCUUGCUGGGCUUCUGGGUCCAGGGGAACAUCUCACCUUCCACACAACUGUGUCCUUUAUGCUUUUCCUGCCCCCGCCCCUCCUCCAACAGGCCCCAGACAGCAGACCUGAGGAACAGCAGCAGCACAGUGACCGAGUUCAUCCUCGUGGGCUUCGAGCAGAGCUCCCCUUCCACACGAGCUUUGCUCUUCAGCCUCUUCCUGGCUCUCUACAGCCUCGCCAUGGCCAUGAAUGGCCUCAUCAUCUUCAUCACCUGGACUGACCCCAGGCUCAACAGCCCCAUGUACUUCUUCCUUGGACACCUGUCUUUCCUGGACAUCUGCUUCAUCACCACCACCAUCCCACAGAUGUUGAUCCAUCUGGUGACCAAGGACCACACGGUCUCCUUUGCCUCCUGUGUGACCCAGAUGUAUCUGGUCUUUGGUGUGGGUGUGGCCGAGUGCAUCCUCUUGGCUUUCAUGGCCUAUGACCGUUAUGUCGCAAUCUGCCACCCACUCAACUAUGCCCAGAUCAUGAGCCAGCAGGUGUGUGUCAGGCUGGUGUGUUCUUCCUGGAUCUUUGGGAUGGUCAAUGGCAUCUUUCUUGAGUAUAUAUCAUUCCGGAAUCCUUUCUGCAAAGACAACCACAUAGAAAACUUCUUCUGUGAGGCCCCCAUAGUGAUUGCCCUCUCCUGUGGGGACCCUCAGUUCAGCAUGAAGUUGAUCUUUCUUGAUGCCAUUGUGGUGCUGCUCAGCCCCAUGGUGCUCAUUGUCACCUCCUAUGCCCGCAUCCUGACCUCCAUCCUCAGCAGAGCCUCCUCCUCAGGGCACAAGAAGACCUUCUCUACUUGUGCCUCUCACCUGACUGUGGUCAUCUUUUUAUACACCUCAGCCAUGUUCUCUUACAUGAAUCCCCGCAGUACACAUGGACCUGACAAAGACAAGCCUUUCUCUCUCCUCUACACCAUCAUUAUUCCCAUGUGCAACCCCAUCAUCUACAGCUUCCGCAACAAGGAAAUGAAGGGGGCCAUGGGGAGGGCCCUUGGGAGAGGCAACCUGGCUUAG